Molecule: messenger RNA, 952 nt
Organism: Sinocyclocheilus rhinocerous
Lineage: Eukaryota; Metazoa; Chordata; Actinopteri; Cypriniformes; Cyprinidae
Product: PH domain-containing protein DDB_G0287875-like
Exons: 5
Source: RefSeq, a predicted model, not a curated record
CAUUGUGUCAACUUAUUUCGCAAGUAUGGAGAACAGCGAUAGAUGGACGGACGCUGAAGUGCAAGCACUUUUGAACAUUUACGCAACUGCGGAAAUCCAGUUGGAAUUCGAAGGAACAAAGCGCAACAUAAAGGUGUUUGCGUCUAUUGCUUCUCAGCUAGUGACGCUGGGUAUCCAGCAUACAGCUAAGCAGUGAUGUGACAAAAUUAAGAAGUUAAAAUAAGACUACAAACGAAUUAAAGACCACAACAAUCAGAGCGGCGCCGACAGAAAAUCGAGCAAGUGGUACCAGCUACUGGAUAGCAUUCUUGGCCACAGACCGGCUUAUUCUGGUAGCGCCGGGACAAAGGAUUCAGCUGUUGGGCUUCGGGGGACGCUGACCACAGAGAGCUCGCCAACCAACUCCGUCGCUGAAGGUACAGCACCUGAGUCCUCUUUUGUUGCAGAGGCACAACAUAGUGAUGCCAAUUUGAUGGACAUCAGUGGCACUCUAUGCAGUCCCCUCAUUCAUACGUCUUGCAGUACCCCCAGCCGCCCUGUCUCUCCACCACCUGUCAGACCAGUUGCAAAGAGACGAAAGGUUGAUGCUAGUGUCGUAAGUCUGGUGAAAGAGAUGACGGAGAAAGAGGAAGUGGACCGCACACAAAGUCGGGAGCAAAUGCAAAGCCUUAUUGACAUUUUAAUGGAGCAGGCACAGAGAGAAGCUGAGGAGCGUGAGCGGCUGCUUAUACAGGAGGCAGAGGCACGGCGUCAGCAAGCUUUUUUUAUGGAAGGCCUUCUGGCCACCAUGAACAAGCUAGUGGCAGUUGCAAAGAGACGAAAGGUUGAUGCUACUGUCGCACAGCGAGAAGCUGAGGAGCGUGACCGGCUGCUUAUACAGGAGGCAGAGGCACGGCGUCAGCAGGCUUUUUUUAUGGAGGGCCUUCUGGCCACCAUGAUGUUUUAUCAGUAA